GGUCGGCUGUGUGGACUGUUGGGUAGGCUGCGUGCUAGCUUCGGCGCGGAUCCCUGGGCGUCCUUACGUCGGAGUCCUUCGUCCUCCAGGGUCCCUGUUCUUUGCGCCAGCGGGAACCACUAUCUCUGCACUCCUGGGUUUUUGUUACAUGGCUGCUUUCCUCAAAAUGAGUGUUAGUGUCAAUUUCUUCAGACCUUUCACCAGGUUUUUGGUGCCAUUUACCCUUCAUAGGAAGAGAAAUAACUUAACAAUUUUGCAGAGAUACAUGUCUUCCAAAAUACCAGCUGUUACUUAUCCUAAUAAUGAGAGUACACCCCCUUCUGAAGAGCUAGAGUUGGAUAAGUGGAAAACUACCAUGAAAUGUAGUGUGCAAGAAGAAUGUGUUUCAACAAUCUCAAGCAGUAAGGAUGAAGAUCCUCUAGCUGCCACCAGAGAGUUCAUUGAGAUGUGGAGAUUGCUUGGCAGAGAAGUACCAGAACACAUCACUGAAGAAGAGCUCAAAACCCUUAUGGAAUGUGUUUCUAACACAGCAAAAAAAAAAUAUUUAAAAUAUUUAUAUACGAAGGAAAAAGUGAAAAAAGCUAGGCAAAUAAAAAAAGAAAUGAAAGCAGCAGCAAGGGAAGAAGCAAAAAAUCUCAAGCUGCUAGAAACCACUGAGGAAGAUAAACAGAAAAACUUUCUAUUUUUACGACUUUGGGAUAGGAAUAUGGACAUAGCAAUGGGCUGGAAGGGUGCCCAGGCCAUGCAGUUUGGACAACCUUUGGUUUUUGACAUGGCUUACGAAAAUUAUAUGAAACGAAAAGAAUUGCAGAAUACUGUUUCCCAGCUUUUAGAAAGUGAAGGAUGCAACAGAAGAAAUGUUGAUCCUUUCCAUAUUUAUUUCUGCAAUCUAAAAAUAGAUGGUGCUUUUCACAGAGAGUUAGUUAAACGGUAUCAAGAAAAAUGGGACAAAUUGCUUUUAACAUCAACAGAAAAGUCUCAUGUAGAUUUAUUUCCAAAGGACAGUAUUAUCUAUUUAACUGCAGAUUCUCCCAAUGUUAUGACUACUUUCAGACAUGACAAAGUUUAUGUAAUUGGGUCUUUUGUUGAUAAGAGUAUGCAGCCAGGCACAUCCCUAGCCAAGGCAAAACGGCUGAACCUGGCAACUGAAUGCCUUCCAUUAGAUAAAUAUUUACAAUGGGAAAUUGGUAACAAAAAUCUCACCUUAGAUCAAAUGAUACGUAUUUUGUUAUGUCUGAAAAACAAUGGUAAUUGGCAAGAGGCUCUGCAAUUCGUUCCCAAGAGAAAACAUACUGGUUUUCUGGAGAUUUCUCAGCAUUCUCAAGAGUUUAUCAACAGACUAAAGAAGGCAAAGACUUAAUUCAUUUUCAAAAGGUUCUCUGAAUGUGCACAGAACACGUGGCUCAAAUGAGAACAUUUGAUGGCUUAAAAAGUAAAUGCGUUAGAAAUACAGUUCUGUUAAUGUAUUUCUUCCCAAACAAUUCAUUUUUCUCUUCUAAAGGUAGUCUUUCCCAACUGACUGUAGGGUUGUGUCUUUUCCCAAUUAAAUAUCUGCAGAACUUUGGGAUUAUACUUUGUUUACUGUAGAAAGAUAAUAAAAAGAGUUGUCCAA
This is a messenger RNA of Pan troglodytes (chimpanzee), 1612 nucleotides long. It is a transcript of the gene TRMT10C, whose product is annotated as tRNA methyltransferase 10C, mitochondrial RNase P subunit. Gene Ontology annotation, cellular component: mitochondrion; nucleus; nucleoplasm. The coding region runs from base 149 to 1360 and encodes 403 amino acids. Gene Ontology annotation, biological process: positive regulation of mitochondrial translation; mitochondrial tRNA 5'-end processing. The record is from RefSeq and is marked validated. Gene Ontology annotation, molecular function: tRNA binding. Lineage: Eukaryota; Metazoa; Chordata; Mammalia; Primates; Hominidae. The transcript has 2 exons.